AUGUCUGCAAAGAGCGAAGAAAAGAGUGUUACUUCUGUGAGUGACAUCACUGCCUCCGAACAGGAAUCGGGGAUAAGAUACGCUGCAUAUGCAAACCGACUCAAAACCAUCCUAAAAGCAGCAAGAAGAUACCGAUAUGUGGCAUAUAGUUCUGAUAUUGGAGAAUCAUUUCGUCCAGUUGCUCAUCCAUACUUGGUAAAACUGGGGUAUGUCAUAUCUUGGCUAUACUUUAUUGGUGAUAUUUCCUAUGCUGCAUGGUUAACAAAACGUAAGUCGGAAGGUACAUUCACUCCAGGGUUAAGACCCUGGGACACCGUGCCCAAUGUUGAUGUACAAUCAUCACAGGAGUUUGUAUCUAGCCAUAGCUUGGUUGAUUCAGAUUGGAGAUUGAGUGCGUUAAAGAGAGGCGUAUUUCAGGGUAUUGCAUCCAUGGCAAUUCCGGCAUUGACUAUUCACAAUAUAGUCCAUUAUUCCGACUCUUUAUUCAAAAAAUCUGGCAUUACUGUACUACAAAAGUAUGGUGCUGUUCUUAUUGGAUUAGGAACAAUUCCCAUCCUUCCUCGUGUUAUAGAUGAGCCUGUUGAACAGGCUGUUGAUUGGUUAUUCUACAAAGGAGAACAGUUAUACAUCAAGAAAACGAAACUAGAAUAG
This is a messenger RNA of Spathaspora passalidarum NRRL Y-27907, 651 nucleotides long. RefSeq lists its product as uncharacterized. Gene Ontology annotation, biological process: mitochondrial fission. NCBI's taxonomy places the organism in Eukaryota, Fungi, Ascomycota, Pichiomycetes, Serinales, Debaryomycetaceae. The record is from RefSeq and is a predicted model, not a curated record. Bases 1 to 651 code for a protein of 216 amino acids. The transcript has a single exon. Gene Ontology annotation, cellular component: mitochondrion.